AUGGUGCUUACCCCUAUUGGUAGUGGGUUUGGAGGUGUUGGAUUGGAUCCAGAGAGGAGAUCACCCUUAUCAGUGGUGGGCACAGAAGUGUUCGAUCAGAUCCAGAGAGGAGAUCACCGUUAUCGGGGGGUUUAUAACCCACACAACUGUCUGAAUAUGUGGCUCAUCUUGAUUCUUGUAAGCUUUGCCACUUCUACCUCCUGCCAACCUUACCCCCCAUUCACCAAUGCCUGCCGGCCUGCCAAGAAGGCAGAAUGUGAUAAAGUCCAUGCUGUCCCUGGUCACAAUCUUAUCGGCCAAGGCUUUGACAUUGUGACCAUGAAGAAGACAAGGGCUCACCUGCUGGAUCUCCAGAAGUCUUCUACAAAGGAUGGCGGCUGCACUGUCUGUCUCAACCCACACAUGAACAAAGCCUGGCAGAAGCUUCCGGUCGCGAUGAUGGACUGGAAGACCCAGUCACAGUGUUCUCGGAAAAUCAGAGUUCAGGUCUUCCAAUCUUCUACAUCGCUGGCUGAGGAAGCUGCAUCAGAGGUGAAGAAUGAUUGGGAAGCUGGUCUAGAACUUCAGCACAACGGGGUGAAUGCCAAGCUAGUAAUGGCUGGUUCCCAGUCCCAGGUGGCAGAGUUUGGACGAAAAAAGACCAGCACAGACCGUUACACCUUCAUCAGGCACCAUCUGAGUUGUGUCUAUUACAGCUUCCGGCUUUCACACCUCCCUCUUCUAAACAAAGAUCUGAGACAGGCCUUGAAAUCUUUGCCACCAACUUAUGAUGCCAAGACUCGAGCUAUCUACAGAAAUCUAAUUAGCAUCUACGGGACUCACUAUAUCAAACAAGCAGAUGUAGGCGGACAAGUGGUAGAGGUCAACUCCAUCAAGACCUGCCAAGCCUCCAUGGAUGGCCUGUCCACGGAUGAGCUGAAUUAUUGUCUUAACAUUGAGGCCUCGCUCGCUGUCACUGGGAAAGCUAAAACAAGCGCCAAAGCUAAAGCCUGCAAGGAACUAAGCCAAAAAUCCAACAAGGGGGAGAGUUUCCACCAGACGUUCAAUGAGAGAACUCGGGAGGUAAGAGGAGGAAAUAUCUCUUCUGAGCUGAUCUCCUUUGAUGUCAACAAUGGAGAUGGCGCAUCUUUUGAGACCUGGAUGGAAAGCCUAAAAACUGACCCUGAUAUUGUAACCUACUCUCUGGAGCCCAUCCACAACCUGGUUCGAUACAGUGGACCUCAGGGAGUGAACCUACGGAAAGCCAUCAGUGAAUAUAUCAUGGAGAAGGCUUUGAGUAAGAACUGCUCAUGCCCAGGGGGUUCACAGCUAAGUCCCGGUAAAGAGUGCAACUGCGUUUGUCCUCAUGGUCAAGGUAAAAAUAUAAACUGUUGCCCCUCAAAGAGGGGACUUGCCAAAGUGGUGGUCACUGUAAAAAGUGCUUCAGGCCUGUGGGGUGACCACUACCCUAUGAAGACUGAUGGCUAUGUAAUCGUAAGUGUUGGGUUGGUUUCUGCUCGCACACAGACCAUAUUGGGCAAUGACAAUCCAAACUGGGACACAAGACUGGACCUCGGGCUUUUGAAACUCAGUUCAGUGACUAACUUCAAGCUGGAAGUUUGGGAUGAUGAUAUUGGAGAUGAUGAUCUGCUUGGAACAUGUAAAAAAUCAAUCGUCAGUGGAGAGAAGGAUGAGGUUUGUUACCUUAAACAUGGCAGUGUGACCUUUACAGUGAGUGCACAAUGCGUUCCUCACCUGACUGGGCCCCUCUGUAGAGAUUACGCUCCUUCCCCCAGUUAG
This is a messenger RNA of Nanorana parkeri, 1779 nucleotides long. Its product is annotated as perforin-1-like. The coding region runs from base 1 to 1779 and encodes 592 amino acids. The record is from RefSeq and is a predicted model, not a curated record. The transcript is spliced from 4 exons. Lineage: Eukaryota; Metazoa; Chordata; Amphibia; Anura; Dicroglossidae.